CCCAAACUUCAGCUACCAGAGCCGGGUGCACUGCUCACACCCAUGGCACAACUUGAAGAGAUACUAUAGUUACAUGUAGUAGUGGUAGUGGUAGCUGCGCCCUUGUUGCACAUGGGAACUCCUUUACUCUGUCGCAAGGCAUUGGGCGCGUCUAGUGUGCUCGUGUUUAGCAUGCCUAUUCCAGUAUAUAUGGUACAUAAGUACUGACCAGCUGAUCACAGUUGCUUCAUUGCUGAGAAGUGCCUGCUUACUGACCUGGUGGUGUGCAGUUAAUGAUGUUGAUGUGACAGUAAUUGGAUGGAUCUGUCACUGGAUGUUGUAUUAUCAGGAAGACCAGCUUCCUUUGUAUUUAUCCCGGGUACUGCCAGUCUUAAAGGUAACCCGCGUCAGCAUAUUUCGCAAAUAACAAUUAAAUAUAUAGGAACCUCCUGUUUCCCACCACCACCACCACCAUCUCUUAUUCUUUGCCGCGACACGACACAAUCUCCUCUACUGUAAUGCCUAGCAUGUCCGAAGUGCUUAACAGACCUCAAGCCUUCCUGACAAUCUGUCAUUCUGUUGAGGUUCACCCUUGAAGAUUGCUGUCUAUCACUUCUCUAUGGUUUAAUACAGGACAAUGCACCAAAUCGCUGCCCGCUCACUGACUGAGCCAUGUCGCGUCAAUCUGUUGUCCUAUUGUCCGACUAUGGAUCUGAUCGCGACAGUCACGCCAGCAGGUUAUGGGUCUGGUCAGACUGCCAAGGACAUUGUUGAUGUUUGGCGCUUGAAUGGCCAGAGAGUCUUCGGAGCCACUUUCGAGAGUGCUGACGACCAUGAUGGAACACCUGCUGCCGCUCGCCGACAUGAGGGAGGAAGAGGCUCACAGACCAAUGACAAGGACAAAGAAAAGGAGAGAGGAUUUGUCAGAGCUCUUAGCUGGAGGAGAGACGGUCAGCUGCUAGCGGUAGGCUGCGCUGAUGGUACCCUCUCCUUGAUCAAUGCUUUCACGGGCAAGAUUGCACAUAGGCUCAGCGCCCGCUGUCCAGCUCUACCAGGCUUGUCAACCGCAGCAACAAGUCUUGGCUCAUCACAAUCCUCACAUACACAAACGGCAAAUCCAGGUACCUCUGGUCCCAAGUCCACAACCACUCAAUCAAAGCCGGUUGCCCAAACACGAGCGGCGAGUAUCUCCUGCCUCUCUUGGACCAAGCACUUUAUCUUUCCUAACGCUUCAACGAUCCGCUCGCGCCUCCGUCAGCCCGAUACAGGAGUCUCACUCGACCAAAUCCUGGGCCUCAAGGCCGACAUGGAGAACAUGCUCAAAUUCACAGUCAACCUGCCCCAGGGACUCACCGACGUCGAUGUCGAAGACUCCUUGCCGAAACUCGCAACCCUUCCUCCCCUAGGUGCAGCUGUCGACGACGAUGUCUUCAGCUCUCGUGCCAGUGUCGAUGCCAUCUUCCACCAAGAUGGGUCCGCUGGGCAGGGUGAUGGCGCUGUCGAUGUGCUGCUGUCUGGGAUUACAACGGAAGAGGGUGGAUGUGGAGUCGAUGUGAAGAUUUUGAACUCCUUUGAGAUUGGCUCCAUCAAUCUCGAGGGACCUUUGCAGAUGGAGGGCCAACAUCAACUUGUCAGAAUGGACAGCCACCCUUUCCUCUCGACAGUAUUUUUGGUCGUUGCUGAAUUCCCAACUGAUCAGGACCGCCCUUACCCUACAUACCACCUUGUCAGCCUUGAUCUCAACUUCAUCCCCCAGACAGGCCGCUACCUGGUGCUCGUUGCGAGGAAGGCAACGAUGCUUGGAAACCUGCUUCGAUACAUCACACAAAUCCACAUGCAGUUGGCCUCGGAGGUGAAAGCGGCGUUCGACCUACCCUCCCGUUUCCUGCGGAAUAUCAACGAAUCCCUGGCCGAAGAAGACCAGGACGCCAAUUUUUUGACGGCAGCAACCCACCUUCUCGCCACAGGCGAUUGUCGUCCGCGGCUCCGAGAGUGGCUGGUCGACGAAGUCGGCGAACGCGGUCUCAAGAGAUGGGAGAAAGCCGUGGGUGACUGUUUGGAUCUUGUCUGCAGAAUGGUCGGCGAGAACCUCAUGCCAGCCCUGGAGAGAUUCCAAGUCAGCUUGUCGCGAUUGGAAGGCCUUGCUAGGUAUGGACCCGUCAGCUCAAAGACAGGCCUGGAGCAGAAGGACGUUAUCAAAAUCCAAGAGACUGUCGACGCCCUGACUCUUUUCGCUGAAGAUCUGCUCAACGACGUUGGCAUCGAGACGAAGGAAUUCACAGCGUUCAUGAAAUGGAUGAAGUUCGAGUGCGAGGUCGAAGCGUUGGAGGCAACCAGCGAGCGCGCAGAAGAAUUACGAGAGUCCUACACCGGCGAAAACGAGCUCCCCUUGGUAUUGGACUACGUCAACGGCGUUAUCAAUGACAGCCGGCUGAACAAGUACAUUGCCAGCAGCACCGAUGACAUCGGUAACGGUCGCACCGAAGCGAUGUUCAAUGAGGACACAACUACGGGAUUCUACGCCGACUACAUUGAACGUAGAAACAGUGGCAAGAAGCCAAUGCCGAGUCUCGGAGACUUGGUCGCACGUUUGGAUGAGCAAUGCCAUGUACUGUUUCGCCAGAUUGCUGACAACUUCCGAAAGAGCAUUCUUACCAGUCAUCUGCUUGUGUUUCCUGACGGAUGUGACGGGCAAAGAAUGGAUAUCAGGAUUAUCCCAGCUGAAGAACGAGAAGGUGGUGCCGUGCCCGGCUCGCUCUAUCAUCUUGUUGCUUUGUCCAAGGAUUGUCUGGCCAAGGACAGAUUUCGGGUUGUCCGGGUGCCCCUGCGCCUCGAGGAUGGCAAAAAGCCGGUGAUGGAACAGUCGGACAAUGCCCAGAGGAUCUUGACGAAUGUAGAAGAUUGUGAUGAGGUUCUUGACGCCAAGUUUGUGGAUGACAGAAGUUUCUUGCUUCUGCUCUCAUUCCCGAACGACACCCGAGUUGGCAUCUACCAUUGUGAGUUUGAUGACGAUGGCAGGGUAAUGGAUGAUAUGAAACUUCGACAUUAUUUUCCAGGAGGCAGAAUGCACGCUGGAAUGAGGGCGGCACGCCUUGAAGUCAACGGCAGGGAAGGAAGACGAGCGGUCACGGUGAUUGACGAGGCCGCGAGGGGUUAUCUGGUCCUCGACAUCGACAGCGAUUCAGAAGAUGAGAAUUCCGAAGGAAACGACGGCGAUGAUGUUAUGACUACCUAGGGGCGUGGAUCUGUGGUGCCGAAAGGGGCACCAGCGGAUGUCCCGUCGAAGAGCCUCAGGCUAGGAUGAUGUGGAAGCUCGAGGAAAGCUCAUGUGCAGGUUAUGCUUAGCCAAAGAGCGGCAGAUGUUACAGUCAGAGCAGACGAGUUCGACCCUUGAUGAGGUCGAAAAUCCCUUGACCUUGGUUCCAGAGUUAAUUGUAGCAUAAUUACACAAAACACGCAGAAUGAGGCUGAGGGGUGAGGCAGAAGCGUUCCAGUUGUCCUGCACUGGCAGCGUCUAACGAGUCAUGCGCUGUGCCUGCGCCCUGUGCAGUUGGGCGUGUGCGCAUGAGCGCGAAGCGGUAAUACCUUGAUUUCGGUGAGGUCAGAAUGUUCUACGAAUUACUCCUACUACACACAUACUAGUAC
Exophiala dermatitidis NIH/UT8656 is the source of this 3624-nucleotide messenger RNA. RefSeq names its product anaphase-promoting complex component APC4. The transcript is spliced from 2 exons. NCBI's taxonomy places the organism in Eukaryota, Fungi, Ascomycota, Eurotiomycetes, Chaetothyriales, Herpotrichiellaceae. Gene Ontology annotation, biological process: anaphase-promoting complex-dependent catabolic process; positive regulation of mitotic metaphase/anaphase transition; protein K11-linked ubiquitination. The record is from RefSeq and is a predicted model, not a curated record. Bases 617 to 3214 code for a protein of 865 amino acids. Gene Ontology annotation, cellular component: anaphase-promoting complex; nuclear periphery. Gene Ontology annotation, molecular function: protein binding.